AAUUCAAUGGGAUUGAUCAAGAUUCAAUCUUUUUCAUUUCUAUUCACAAUCUUGAUUCUUUCAUCAUCUUCAUUACCUCACCGUCAUCGUCACAAUCGUCGCCAUCAUCGUAGAAAUUCACAGCUUAUUCCGAGUAUAUUUCAUCCACCUUUUAUACCAUCAAAUGUAAAUGGUGAAUGGGUACUUUUACAUGAAUCAAUUGGUGUUUCAGCAAUGCACAUGCAGCUUCUCUACAACAACAAAGUAAUCAUUUUCGAUAGAACGGAUUUCGGAGCUUCUAAUCUCUCACUUCCACAAGGCAAAUGUCGUUUCGAUGAUGAAGUUCUUGAUGUUGAUUGCUCUGCUCAUUCUGUUCUUUAUGACAUUUUAUCAAACACUUAUCGUCCACUCAUGGUUCAAACUGAUGUUUGGUGUUCCUCCGGUGCACUCAAUUCCGAUGGUACAUUAAUUCAAACCGGUGGAUACCAUGCCGGCGAUCGUAAAAUCCGGCUGUUUUCCCCGUGUGAUGGUGAUGUUGAUUGUGAUUGGACUGAAUUGCCGCAGAAUUUAACGGUUCAGAGAUGGUAUGCUUCUGAUCAUAUACUUCCUGAUGGACGUGUAAUCAUUGUUGGUGGAAGAAAAGCUUUCAGCUAUGAAUUUUUCCCCAAAACUAUGGACGAUAAUGGUGGGGUUUUUCAUCUUCCAUUCUUAGUGGAAACUACAGACCCAAUGGAAGAAAACAACCUUUACCCAUUCUUGUACAUUUUACCCGACGGAAAUCUCUACAUUUUCUCAAAUCAACGCUCAAUUGUAUUAGAUUACGUUAAUCACAAUGUUCUCAGGGAAUUCCCCAUGAUUCCCGGCGAGAAACGGAGUUAUCCGGCAACUGGGUCUUCGGUAAUGCUUCCGUUACGGUUACGUCAGGGUCAGGAACCAGUGGUGGAGGUGAUGAUCUGCGGAGGCGCGUGGGGUGGCGCGUAUGUUAAAGCACUGGAAGGGGAGUUUUGGCGGGGUUCAAGUUCAUGUGGGCGAAUGAGACUAACGGAUCCGGAUCCGAAAUGGGUCAUGGAGGAAAUGCCUUCGGGUCGGGUCAUGCCGGAUAUGUUGUUGCUACCUACAGGAGAUGUGCUUAUACUAAACGGGGCGGCGAAUGGAGCAGCCGGGUGGGAGAACGCGAUUGACCCUGUUUUAAACCCGGUUCUUUACCGACCCGAUGAACCCGACCCGAGGAGAAGAUUCAAUGUGCUCACCCCUACUACAAUUGCAAGAAUGUACCACUCAUCAGCGAUUUUACUGCCAGAUGGGAGGAUAUUAGUGGGUGGUAGUAAUCCGCAUUCGACCUACAACUUUACAGGCGUAAAGUAUCCGACAGAGUUAAGCUUAGAGGCGUUUUCACCACCUUAUUUGGCUACACAAUACGCCCAUCUUAGACCUUUAAACCAAGCCGUUGAUGUGGGGCAAGUCUUAUCGUACGGUCAACAGUUCUCGAUCACGUUCACUCUACCCUUUCCGCAGCCCGAUGCGGAGUUCAUGGUGAGCAUGAUUCCACCUUCAUUUACUACACACUCAUUUGGGAUGAAUCAAAGGUUGUUGUUUUUGGAAAUUGUGGGAGUAGAAAGGCUUUUUAUGUUUGGUUAUAGAGUCAUAGUAUUUGCACCUCCAACAAGGAAUAUUGCACCUCCAGGAUAUUAUAUGGUGUUUGUAGUUCAUCAAGGUGUUCCUGGUCAUAGUGUUUGGGUGAAAAUACAGUGACCAUUAUAGCAAAUUUUUACAAUAUUGUUUUUGAAUUGAGAUAAUAUGUGAGAUAUUUUGCUAGGUGCAUCAUAUUUUUUGGU
This is a messenger RNA of Solanum verrucosum, 1814 nucleotides long. Its product is annotated as aldehyde oxidase GLOX-like. The record is from RefSeq and is a predicted model, not a curated record. The transcript has a single exon. Lineage: Eukaryota; Viridiplantae; Streptophyta; Magnoliopsida; Solanales; Solanaceae. The coding region runs from base 7 to 1731 and encodes 574 amino acids.